Molecule: messenger RNA, 809 nt
Organism: Acanthoscelides obtectus
Lineage: Eukaryota; Metazoa; Arthropoda; Insecta; Coleoptera; Chrysomelidae
Source: the annotation of a GenBank genome assembly
AUGGUUUGUAGGCCACCAAAUUCCCAUAAUACUCAUGAAGUAUUCUUGUUCCAGGUAUACCUCGUGGGUCACAUAGCUCCAGGUUCAAACGAACGCCAUAGAGGUGCCUACCCUCCCUCCCACAUAUCGUAUUCAGACCAUCACAACAAGAAAUACCUCAAGAUUGUCCGCAGGUACGCUUCCAUCAUCGUUGGACAGUUCUUUGGACAUUUGCACUCGGACACCUUCAGGGUGAUAUAUGGAGAAAACGGGCGGCCAAUUUCAUGGGCUCUUCUGGCACCAUCGAUAACACCAAAGAGAAACAACGAUGGUCCCAACAAUCCUGGGUUGAGGCUUUAUAAAUUUGACAAGGACACAGGACAGGUGUUCGAUUACACCCAGUAUUACCUGGACCUGUCCGGUGCCAUCGCCAACCCCAACAGGAACGUAGAAUGGUCGGUCGAAUACAAUUUCAGCACUUACUAUUCCAUCAACGACAUUAAUGCGGUCAAUUUGCAUACGCUGGCUGACAAAUUGACACAUGAUACACCGCAGGAGAAUUCUAUAUUUAGCAGGUACUACCGUGCCAACUCAGUGCGUUUCAACAGCGGCACAGCUGCUUUGGCACAAUGCGAUUCGCAUUGUGCCCACACCCAUUACUGCGCCAUCACAAGAGUGGACUACGACGAGUUCCACCAGUGUCUGCAGACUGCUGCCAGCGCACUCUCUGCGUCGGCAGCUACAUCAGCGGUGGCCAUGCGGACGAUAGCAAAAAUAGUGCUGGUGAUGUGGGUGAUUGUGCGAUAGGCUAUAUCAUCAGGUUUAACUUU